UGUCUGUUUAAGUUACAGACCGCUUCAGAGCCAGGUCCCAUUUGAUAGAGCUGCUCCCAAGGGAAUCUGUGACACCCGUAAACGCAGUGAAGCUCUCUCUCUCUGGCUCCAGAUGAAAAUGGGUCCCCCCAGAAUGGAACGGAUGGGGGCAGGGCUGCUGGUCACUCUCGUUCUGGGAAUGAACUGCUGGUCUUGUGCAGGAUUCCCGGUGUAUGACUAUGACCCAGCCUCCUUGCGGGAUGCCCUGGGGGCCUCCGUGGCCAAAGUGAACUCCCAGUCACUGAGCCCCUUUCUCCUCCGCCCAUUCCGGAGCUCCUUAAAGAGAGUUAAUCUCAUGGACGAGGGCAGCUUGAGCCUGGAUCUAGAGUUCAGCGUUCGGGAGACCACGUGCAGGAAAGACUCGAGGGAGGAUCCUGCCACCUGUAACUUCCAGAGGGGCUACCAUGUGCCUGCAGCCCAGUGCAGAAGCACCGUGCAGGUAUCCGCUGAACAGGUGCAGGAUGUGUGGGUGCGCUGCCGCUGGUCCUUCAGCUCGGAGUCCAAUAGCAGCGAAGAGAGGGUUUUUGCAUAUGCCUUGAGACCCUAUAAAUGGAGAAACAAUUAUCAGAUUGAUCUGACCCCUGAUAAUUUCAGAAGGCAACAAUUUUAUGACCGGUCCCAUGAGGCCAUGAGAACCGUCCCUCUUCCUGGAAACAGGAAUUUCCGGAGCCAGUGGUACAGAGGAGGAAUAAAUAGUGGUGAAGAAUAAGACCUGAGGAAAACAUGCAGGAAGAAAUAGAAAUCCUGGCAAAGGGAGACUCUCCGUGAACUGUGCAAGUUUUCUUUUGACUGGUUCCAGCCACCAAUAAAUGUCCCAGUUUUUGCUCUUUC
This is a messenger RNA of Erinaceus europaeus (western European hedgehog), 870 nucleotides long. It is a transcript of the gene SPP2, whose product is annotated as secreted phosphoprotein 2. The coding region runs from base 113 to 748 and encodes 211 amino acids. NCBI's taxonomy places the organism in Eukaryota, Metazoa, Chordata, Mammalia, Eulipotyphla, Erinaceidae. The record is from RefSeq and is a predicted model, not a curated record. Gene Ontology annotation, cellular component: extracellular region. The transcript is spliced from 8 exons. Gene Ontology annotation, biological process: bone remodeling.